AAAACUGUUUAUUUCAAAGUGGGCUCAACUUGACUACUUCUUGUUGAUAAAAUCUUAAAUUUGGAACCUUCAGGAUUAAUUGCUAAACUAAAUAUUACAUCGAGUGUUUACCUCAAAGCUGAAGUCAAUAGUGUUUUCAGGGAGAGUCAUAAAAGCAAGACUUGAGUCAGACCUGAAUAGCUACCUUGCUGUUUACUAAUCCCAUUUUCAUCUCAUUGGAUCACAGAAUUGAUCUUUUUCUUUAUCAAGCUGAGCUUUCUUGCAGAAGUGGAGUCCUCCUUGCUGUCAUGUCUGGCUGAGAUGUUGGGAUCAAAACUGUUCAGAUUCAUCAGGACGGUCUUAUUGUGCCCUUUGACAUAUUUCACAGUGUGGAACUCCUCGUACUUUUUAUGCUUUGCUCUGUGGUCACUGCCAAUAGAAAGCAGUGUCUCCUGACUGUAAAACCACAUCCAGGUCUCAGUGAUUGAUCUGAACAGCAGCUCACUAAGCUGUUUGGUUUAAACAUUGACUAUUACCUGACUGGAGCUGGUCUCAGUUUAUAGUGCAUCUCUCUCUGAGAGUUAGGCGAGAAAGGAACUCUGUGGAUAUUCAAGGAUCCUUGCCUGCUUGGGGGGGUUCCUGGAGGAAUCUUUAACAGCUCAGUUCAGACAAAAGGUUGUUAAGGGUUCCUGGGGGAGCCUUAUUAAAUGUAAUAGCGUGCAUUGCAAUAUUUCAACAUAUAUAUAUAAUAUAAUAAGCAGGGUUCAGUUUAUGGUUAAGGAAUAAGACAGCUGACAGUAAUACAAUAAUUUAUGUUAGGCCUGUAUAAAACCAAUUUAAAAGCCUUAAUAGUCACAUAAUAUACAGACUCUGUAGGUUUUUCUGCUGGAGAAGGGGUCUGGAAGACAGAGCAGGAACUCAAUGUGGCUGCUUUUCAUCACUAACGUUUAAAAAAUCCUACUGAGGAAUUAUUUUAGGGUACAGUUUUUUUUUUUUUAUACAUUAAAUUAUGGAGCAUCUUUAACCAAUACUGGAGAGAUCCAUUGGCGUUUUAGAAGCUGGUUUUAUAUAUUUGGAAAAAUUAGGAUCUUGUCAGAUUUUUUGGAAUUAUGUGCAAAUGACUCUAGAGACAAAUGACAAGGUCCCUUUAGCCUAAAGAAAAUAAAGUCUCACCAUUUUUAUCAGGAACUAUAUCGUCUAUCAUAAUAUGUUUUUCUUAUGUUUGGGGUGAAAACACAGCAACAAUGACAACAACACAAAACAAUACAUAUAUAUUAUAAAUUAGAAUUUGGCAUGGGAGUGAAUCAUUUGGGGUUUGCAGUAUAUUUAUUGAUUUAUGUAUAGCAUCAUGUUUGGUGACUUUGUCUGCUUUCCUUCCGUGUGUGUUUUCGAGCUGUUUUUUCUCUGCCUCUGGUGUCUCAGACAUGGCGUGGAGCCUCGCAAGCUUCUUAACUGCCUUUGUGUUUGACACCGAGCCAGCAGAAGCAUAUUUUUGAACCGACAAGUCUGCUUGUUCCGGACAUUCCCAUGGUUUGUGAAUGCAGCAUCGGGGGCAUCACUGCCAGUAGAAGGAGCUCUUCGGUCUUACCUAAUCCAAAAGCCAAACAUACACAAACAUGGCGAUAUCACAGGCAGGCAAGAUGCUGUCCUCUCUUCGGUGUUCCUUAUAUUUAUUAGUCCUCGGGCUUGCAGGGAUAAACUCGUCGACCCUUCGUCUUCACCCGGAGCAGCGCUACAUGCUGCCGCAAAACAGAGGCUUUUUCACAAUAGAAGCAAAUGAGGAUUUACCAGACGGAGGUGGAGGAGGCGCCGCGGCUCCAGCGCUGCCUCUGGCCGCUCGUAGCGCAGCUCAAGGCGGGUCGGACUCCGGCGCCCAUCCGCUGCAUCGAAGCCGCCGGAGCGCUGGAGACUCGGCUCUGCCAAAGGUGUACGGCCAGGCCAACCUGAACGACUCCCACAACCAGAUGGUGGUCCACUGGGCUGGAGAGAAGAGCAACGUCAUUGUAGCCUUGGCCCGAGACAGCGCAGGAGCCACUGGACCCAAAACCAGCUCUGUCUACGUGUCCUAUGACUACGGAACCACUUUCACGCUCGUCUCAGACAAGUUCCAGCUCUCAGGACCCAAGGUGAAGGAAGGCAGCAAGCAGGUCAUAUCCCAGUUCUACCACAGCCCAGCAGACAACAGGAGGUACCUUUUCGUCGACUCCACCAACAACUACCUGUGGAACACGUUUGACUUCUGUAAGAGCGUCCAGGGCUUCUCCCUCCCCUUCAAACCGACCGACCUGCUGCUCCACACCAGGAGAUCCAACCUGGUGCUCGGCUACGACAGCUCCCACCCUGACAAACCGCUGUGGAAAUCAGACGACUUUGGGGAGACGUGGGUGUUGAUCCAGGAGCAUGUGAAGACCUACUUUUGGGGUGUGGAGCCCUACGACCCUCCCACCACGGUGCUGGUCCAGAGACACGAGCCCCAGGGUGUCUCCACCAUCCUCAGCAGCACAGACUUCUUCCAGAGCGAACAGAACCGCAGAGUGAUCCUGGAGCAGGUGGACAGCUUCCAGCUCCGAGACAAGUACAUGUUUGCCACCACCACACGGAAACUGUUUGGCAGCCAUGAACCUUCAUUUGUGCAGCUCUGGGUCUCCUACAACCGCCAGCCAAUGAAAGCUGCCCAGUUUAUGACCCGACAUCCAAUCACGGAGUACUACAUCGCAGACGCCUCCGAGGACCAAGUGUUUGUGUGUGUGAACCACCUGAACAACGUCACACACCUCUACAUCUCAGACACACAGGGCCUCUCCUUCUCUCUGUCUCUGGAGAAUGUGUUAUAUUACAGUCCUGAGGGAUCUGGCAGCAACACGCUCAUCAGGUACUUUGCCAAUGAGCCGUUUGCCGACCUGCACCGCGUGGAGGGGCUGCGAGGCGUCUUCAUCGCCACACUCAUCAACGGCUCCGUCAGCGAGGACAACAUGCGGUCCGUUAUCACUUUUGACAAGGGCGGGACGUGGGAGCUGCUUCAGCCACCUGCUGCUGACAGCCUGGGAGGAACGAUGGACUGCCAGCUCAGUAAAGGCUGCUCUCUCCACCUGGCUCAGCGCUGGAGCCAGCUGUUCAACAUCCAGCUGAGGAGGAUGCCCAUCCUAUCCAAGGACUCUGCACCUGGACUCAUCAUGGCCACAGGAUCUGUAGGCAGGAACUUGGCCAACAAACCCAACGUGUACGUCUCUAGCGGCGCUGGAGCGCGGUGGAGAGAGGCGCUGGCAGGCCCUCAUUUCUACACAUGGGGCGACCACGGUGGCAUCCUGAUGGCCAUCGCACAAGGAGGCGCCACCACACAUCUCAAAUUCAGCACCAACGAAGGCGAGACGUGGACGGACUUUAAGUUCUCAGAUAAGGAGGUGUACGUGUACCAGCUGCUGACGGAGCCCGGAGAGAAGAGCACCAUCUUCACCAUCUUCGGCUCCUACGCUGAGCAGAGACACAGCUGGCUCAUCCUGCAGGUCAACACCUCCGACGUUCUGGGUGUUCCUUGUUCGGAUGCCGACUACAAGCGCUGGUCUCCGUCGGAUGAGCACGGCAACGAGUGUCUGCUGGGCAGAGAGAUAACGUUCAAGAGACGAGCUCCUCACGCUACAUGUUUUAACGGAGAGGACUUCGACCGGCCGGUCACCAUCUCGAACUGCUCCUGCACACGGCAGGACUAUGAAUGUGACUACGGUUUCAAGCUGAGUGAAGACUUGUCUCUGCAGGUGUGUGUUCCUGACCCUGAGUUUCUGGGUGACCUCUACGCUCCUCCAGUCCCUUGCCCAGUCGGUACCAGCUACCGCCGCAGCAAAGGCUACAGAAAGGUACCAGGCGAUAGCUGUCGCGGAGGAGACGUGGAGUCCAGACUGGAUGGAGAGAUGCUGCCCUGUCCUGUCGGAGAGAGCAACGAGUUCAUCCUGUACGCUGUGAGGAACUCCAUCCAUCGCUACGACCUGGCCACAGGCACUGACCAGGCCCUGCCUCUGGCCGGCCUCCGGGAGGCUGUAGCUCUGGACUUUGACUAUGACAGGAACUGCCUGUACUGGGCUGACAUCUCUCUGGACACCAUACAGCGUCUGUGUCUGAAUGGCAGCACAGGUCAGGAGGUCGUAGUGAGGAAGGACCUGCAGAACGUGGAGGCCCUCACCUUUGACCCCAUCAGUAGACUGCUCUACUGGGUUGAUGCUGGAGCGCAGAAGAUUGAGGUUUCAAACCCUGACGGAGACCUGCGUCAUACUCUGCUCAACUCCAGCAUCCUGGAACAUCCCCGAGCUCUGGUUCUGCUGCCUGGAGAGAGCCUGAUGUUCUGGACUGACUGGGGAGACCGAGCGCCUGGCGUCUACCGGAGCUACAUGGAUGGAACCAACGUGUCGUGCAUCGUGUCGGAGGGCGUCCGCUGGCCCAACGGCAUCACGGCCGACGACCACUGGCUGUACUGGACCGAAGCCUACAGUGACCGCAUCGAGAGAGCCGAUUUCACCGGGGGCCAGAGGAGCGUUCUCAUGGAGGGACUGCCCCACCCGUACGCCAUCGCCGUCUUCAAGAAUGAUCUGUACUGGGACGACUGGUCCAGAAUGGGAAUCUUUAAAGCUCCGAAGGCUGGUUCUCAGAGCAACGAGCUGAUUGUUGGCAGACUCACUGGAGUCAUGGACCUCAAGAUCUUCUAUAAAGGGAAGAACAGAGGCCACAAUGCCUGCGCCGACCAGCCAUGCAGCCUGCUGUGUCUGCCUCAGCCCGGCCACCGACACACCUGUGUUUGCCCUGAUGGUGCCCCGACUGUAAGCAUGCCCAACGGAGAGCUGCAGUGCCAGUGUCCCAGCGGCUACCAGCUCCAUAACAGCACCUGCAUCAAGACCGAGCACAGCUGUUUGCCCAACCAGUACCGCUGCUCCAACGGCCGCUGCAUCAGCAGCAUCUGGAAAUGUGACAGCGACAACGACUGUGGAGACAUGAGUGAUGAACGAGAGUGUCCCACCACGACCUGCGACCCGUCCAACCAGUUUCGCUGCGUGGCCUCAGGGUCCUGCAUCCCGCUGGCCUUCAAAUGUGACCACGAGGACGACUGUGGGGACAACAGUGACGAGGAACACUGUGAGUCUCACCAGUGUGGCCCCGGGGAGUUCACAUGUGCACGAGGUGUUUGUAUCCGCGAGGUGUGGCGCUGCGAUGGAGACAACGACUGCAGAGACUGGUCGGAUGAAGUGAACUGCACAGUUGGCCACCAUACAUGCGAGCCCAGCAGCUUCCAGUGUCACACAGGCCACUGUAUUCCACAGCGAUGGAAGUGUGACGGUGAUGAUGACUGUCAGGACGACUCAGAUGAAGAUCCUCAAUAUUGUGAGGGAACCAGGUGUAAAGGCUUCCUGUGCGCUAAUGGCACCUGCCUGGCAGCCACUGCACACUGCAAUGGUAUUCAGGAGUGUCCAGAUGGUGCUGACGAGCACAAUUGUGAUCCCCUGUGUACUCGCUACAUGGAGUUUGUUUGUAAGAACCGAGCCCAGUGUCUGUUUCAGUCUCUGGUUUGUGACGGGAUCAAACACUGUGAAGACGGCUCUGAUGAGGACGCUGACUAUGCCGGAUGUGCUACACCAUCUGAAUUUGGCAAAGUGUGCGACGCCUACACCUUCCAGUGUGCCAACGGAGUGUGUGUGAGCCUGGAGUGGAAGUGCGACGGCAUGGAUGACUGUGGGGAUUACUCUGAUGAAGCCAACUGUGCUGCUCCCAGUGAAGUCCCCGGCUGCUCCAGGUAUUUCCAGUACGAGUGCAAAAACGGACGCUGCAUUCCGACGUGGUGGAAGUGUGACGGAGAGAAUGACUGUGGGGACUGGUCGGACGAAGCCCCGUGUACCGGCGGUGUCACUCCUCACAGUGUGGACCCUUCUCCCACCACCUGCGCCCCCAACCGCUUCCACUGUGGCUCCGGAGCUUGUAUCAUCAACACCUGGGUGUGCGACGGCUAUGCUGACUGCACCGACGGCAGCGAUGAACUCGGAUGUCCUACAGUUAAUGGCUCCGUGACUUUGGCCCCGGUACCCACCGAGUACGCUCCCCCACCUCCCUCCCCUGGUCGCUGCAGUCAGGGUCAGUUCAUGUGCCGCCGGCCCCCCCACUGCAUCCCCGACUGGCAGCACUGUGACGGUCAACUCCACUGCCAGGACGGCUCUGACGAAGCCCACUGCCCCACACGAUCACCUCUGUUCUGUGUCAACGGGACUCGCUGUGCUGACGACGAAGCCUGCGUGCUGGACAGCGAGAGGUGCGACGGCUUCCUGGACUGCUCUGACCACAGCGACGAGGACAACUGCACCUCGGACACUCUGGCUUAUAAAGUCCAGAACCUGCAGUGGACACCCGACUUCUUGGGUGCCAUCACUCUGACCUGGUCCCGUCCCAAAAGCCUUCCCCUGGACUCCUGCUACUUCCUCAUCUACUACAGGCUCGUGGGCACGCAGCAGUGGACCACCAUGGACACCCACAGCAACAAGACCAGCUACAAACUGACCGUGCUGAAACCAGACACCACCUACCACGUGAAGGUGCUCACGCAGUGCCUCAGCAGGCUGCACAAGACCAAUGAGGUGAUCACGGUCAGGACUCCAGAGGGACUGCCCGACCCUCCCAGGAACCUGCAGCUGACGUGUGAUAACGGUGAAGAUGGGACAGUGGAGGUUUCCUGGAACCCUCCUGACAAAGGACACGGCCUCAUCAGAGAGUACAUUGUUGAAUACAGUGAACAUGAAGGUCUUGACUGGACAUCACAAAGAUCCACCAAAACCAGCACUGAGGUGAAGGAGCUGCAGCCAGACACGCUGUACAGGUUCAGGGUGGCUGCAGUGACCAGCCGAGGUGUCGGAAACUGGACCGAGGUGAAAUCCAUCACCCCCAAGAAAGCUCUUCCUCCUCCGUCUGUGAUCGCCGACAGCAUCACCGGAGACUCCAUGAGCCUUUCAUUCAGCCUGAACUCCCAAUAUGAUGUGAAACAGUACAUAGUGAUUCUGUCCUGGCAGUUUGAUACCCACGUCAAGGAGAGCAAGAACUACACGGUCACAGCGGGGAUCCUCAAAGCUACAAACCUGACAUCGGGGACGGUGUACGAGGUGGCUGUGUGGGCUCACACCAGUAUAGGAGACAGUCCCACCGCCCUGUCCCAUCACCAGACCACCGGCACCCAGCCAGAGCGGCCCUCCCUCAAAGCCCGGGCUCUCAACCAGACGGCUGUGGAGUGCAUCUGGACCAUCAAAGGACCCCCUGCACAGGUGUAUGGGGUGUUUUAUGCCACCUCCUUCCUGGACCUGUACCGCAGUCCUCGUCAGAUCCACACCACUUCUCUCAGCCUCACACUGAAUGUAGACAGCGAUGAACAGUAUCUCUUCCUGGCGCGAGCUGUCUCUCCCUUCCUGGGUCCUCCCUCCGACUACGCUGUGGUGAAAAUGAUUCCCAACGAGAGGCUGCCACCCAGGAACCUCCACCGCGUGCGAGUGGACAAGACUCAGGCCAUGCUGAAAUGGCAGCCGCCCUACGACACCCCCAACGCCCCUCUGACAUAUGUGAUCCACGUGCGGGAUGCGAUCCGGAAGGUGGAGUGGGACUACAAGCUCAAAACCCAGAACAACACAGUGGAGUACCAGCUGAAAAACCUGGAGCCCGGAGGACGGUACAGCGUCUCUGUUCGCCUGCGCAACAUGAGCAAGGAGGCCAGCUUCACUCUCAGCACAGUUCCUCUUCCAGCUCCAGAAGCCCUGAAAAUUUUGACAGAGAAAGACCACGUGUUCCUCUUCUGGAAGAGUCUGGCUGUGCGAGAGAAGGGCUUCAAUGAGAGCAGGGGCUAUGAGGUGCACGUGUUCGACAGCGUGACCAACCAGACGUCCUACCUGGGAAACACCACAGAGACCUACUUCCGCAUCAGCAGCCUGCUGCUGGGACACAACUACACUUUCUCUGUGCAGGCCCGCUGCCUGCUCAGCGGCCAGCUGUGUGGGGAGCCUGCACUGCUGCUCUACAACCAGCUGUCAGGGUCCAGUGACGCCUCCCGCAGUGAGGGCCACUCAGGAGACAUGGCAGCGGUGGUGGUCCCGGUCCUGUUCCUGCUGCUGCUGGGAGUGUGCGGCGGCUUGGUGGCGCUCUACUUCCGACACCGCCGGCUGCAGAACAGUUUUACCGCCUUCGCCAACUCCCACUACAACUCUCGCCUGGGCUCUGCCAUCUUCUCCUCUGGGGAUGAACUGGGAGCCAGUAGAGCAUCACCAGAAAGCUGA
Stegastes partitus (bicolor damselfish) is the source of this 8261-nucleotide messenger RNA. It is a transcript of the gene sorl1, whose product is annotated as sortilin-related receptor, L(DLR class) A repeats containing. Gene Ontology annotation, cellular component: membrane; Golgi apparatus. The coding region runs from base 1596 to 8261 and encodes 2221 amino acids. Gene Ontology annotation, molecular function: protein binding. The transcript has 48 exons. NCBI's taxonomy places the organism in Eukaryota, Metazoa, Chordata, Actinopteri, Pomacentridae. Gene Ontology annotation, biological process: protein retention in Golgi apparatus; protein targeting to lysosome; post-Golgi vesicle-mediated transport. The record is from RefSeq and is a predicted model, not a curated record.